CUGCCGCCCAUAUAUUCAGUUUUCAGACUUAUUUUUCAUGGAGAAUUUACGAUUCUUCCUUUCGUGACAUUUCAGAUCACGCGUACAGUUGCUGUCAAUACGGAUGAAGAGGACAUCGUGAGUUACAACGAAAUCUAUCGCCUUCUAGAGCCUGUUCGCACGGGCCAGACGCGCUCCAUAUUUCUUUUUGUGACGCGCAAGUACUCGGAGCACAUCAUUGAUGUUGCAAGUAGGAUGGGUCUCUUUGGCAAGGAGUGGGCCUGGGUUUUCUCAGAGCAGUGUGUAGGUGCGAAAAAUCUUCCACAAGGUACGUGUCGCUUCUCCUGCUUUAGGUUAAAAGAUUGGUGUGUAUAG
Dibothriocephalus latus is the source of this 354-nucleotide messenger RNA. Lineage: Eukaryota; Metazoa; Platyhelminthes; Cestoda; Diphyllobothriidea; Diphyllobothriidae. The record is from the annotation of a GenBank genome assembly.